This is a messenger RNA of Bubalus bubalis (water buffalo), 1562 nucleotides long. It is a transcript of the gene SIRT3, whose product is annotated as sirtuin 3. Gene Ontology annotation, molecular function: NAD+ binding; histone deacetylase activity, NAD-dependent. Lineage: Eukaryota; Metazoa; Chordata; Mammalia; Artiodactyla; Bovidae. Bases 74 to 1075 code for a protein of 333 amino acids. The transcript is spliced from 7 exons. The record is from RefSeq and is a predicted model, not a curated record.
GCGGGGCGCGCUCGCGGGGGGCGGGGCGCGCACGAGACCCCUGGGCACCUGACAUUGCGCGCUGCGGAGAAGCAUGGCGCUGUUUCGUUGUUCAGCUGUUCCAGCCCUCAGGUUCUGGGGCCUGCGAGGUGCGCGGGCGUGGACCCGCUGGCCUCGUAUUCCAGGUGGAGGAUGGUCCAUAUCUUGUUUUGCUGGUGCCUCAAGUGACACUGGAGGUGGAGGCCACAGUCAGAAGAAGUUUCUCCUGCAGGACAUCGCUGAGCUGAUUAAGACCAGAGCCUGCCAGAGGGUGGUGGUCAUGGUGGGGGCCGGAAUCAGCACACCCAGCGGCAUCCCAGACUUCAGGUCUCCAGGGGUUGGCUACUACAGCAUCCUCCAGCAGUACAAGCUCCCCUACCCUGAGGCCAUUUUUGAGCUCUCAUUUUUCUUUCAUGACCCCAAGCCAUUUUUCACUUUCGCCAAGAAGCUGUACCCUGGGAACUAUAGGCCCAAUGCUACUCACUACUUCCUCCGAUUGCUGCACGAGAAGGGGCUGCUUCUGCGGCUCUACACACAGAACAUCGACGGGCUCGAGAGAGCAUCUGGCAUCCCUGCCUCAAAGCUCGUUGAAGCUCAUGGAUCCCUUGCCUCUGCCACGUGCACCAUCUGCCGAAGACCCUACCCAGGGGAGGACUUCUGGGCCGACGUGAUGGUGGACAGGGUCCCCCGCUGCCCCGUCUGCUCUGGCGUCACGAAGCCUGACAUCGUGUUCUUCGGGGAGCCGCUGCCUGCUAGGUUCCUGCUGCAUCUGGCUGACUUCCCCAUGGCAGACCUGCUGCUCAUCCUUGGGACCUCCCUGGAGGUGGAACCUUUUGCCAGCUUGUCCGAUGCUGUGCGGAGCUCGGUGCCCCGACUGCUCAUCAACCAGGACUUGGUGGGGUCCUUGGCUAGGAAUCCUCGAGGCAGGGACGUGGCCCAGCUGGGGGAUGUGGUCCAUGGUGUGAAAAGGCUGGUGGAGCUUCUCGGCUGGACGGACGACAUCCAGGACCUCAUCCAGAGGGAAACUGGAAAGUUUGAUGGCUGGGACAGACUGUGAGGAACGCCUCUCACACCAGAGGUUACUUGGGAGUCACCGCCCAUUUCUGAUGAAGACUUCUGCUUGAAGAAGAGCUCGGGCACGUUUACAAAUUGUGGCUGAACCAGAACACACAACCUGAGGCUGCCCCUGGAGUGUCUUCCCGGGUCUUAACCCCGUGCACUCAGGGCCACUCGCCACAGGUGUGACAGCGCUGCCUGGGCUGACGAUGCUGCUUAACUCUUCACGCUGCUGAAGCUCUCAAUGUCAGAAGCUUUCUCCUGAUGGCGAAUCUCUUGAAUCAGACUGCCUAGAACCCCAAGUUGGGAUCCAUGUGAAGGGCAGGAUCAACAUCUGUCCACCUGGGGUGAGCAGCCCCAGCCACUUUCCAGGAGUGGGUCUGGGUCCCAGGUAAUGCACUAGAGUCUUCUAGCACCCUGGCCUCUUUAGUAGGCUUAUUUUUAGUCUGUCCUUCUUUUCUGGCAUGAAAUAAAUUUUAAUAUAGAAA